This is a messenger RNA of Doryrhamphus excisus (bluestripe pipefish), 2526 nucleotides long. It is a transcript of the gene mtg2, whose product is annotated as mitochondrial ribosome-associated GTPase 2. The record is from RefSeq and is a predicted model, not a curated record. NCBI's taxonomy places the organism in Eukaryota, Metazoa, Chordata, Actinopteri, Syngnathiformes, Syngnathidae. Gene Ontology annotation, cellular component: mitochondrion. Gene Ontology annotation, molecular function: GTP binding; GTPase activity; magnesium ion binding.
CCGUAUGACGUCAAUGCUCUUCCGGUGCGAGUACUGCUGUUAAAACAUUUACUCUACAAGGCGAAACAUUUAAAUGUAAUUUUCAUUGUGAGAACUUAAUACCACAGAGUUUUUUCUGUCAUAUGUGUGGUGAUGCAAGCGAUUGACACGUUGUUGCCGUUGUGUUGCUAAACGUCUCCAUGCUAGCUACAUUAUCAAGAGUUCUGCUCCGGCUACCCGCUGACAGACCUUUAGGAGUCACGAGUCUUUUAGCAGGGAAGGAGCUCACCGUGGACGUUCGCUGUCAGCGUCCAGUGGCCUGGAAAUAUGUUAGCACCACCGCUCCACUGCAGGCUAAAGUACGAGCGAACCCAAAGAAAAAGGAAUUUUCCGAAAAGAAACUGACCCGCCACUUUGUAGACCACCGAAGUGUUCGGCUGGUGUCUGGUUCGGGCGGGAACGGGGCCUGCAGCUUUCACAGUGAGCCUAGGAAAGAGUGGGGUGGACCAGAUGGAGGAAACGGUGGUGAUGGAGGCUGCAUCUUCAUAAAGGCUGAUAGGUCUGUCAAGUCUCUGGUUCAUGUUGGUCCUGUAUACAGGGCGGAAGAUGGGCAAUCAGGAAGCAGCAAGAAUUGUUAUGGUCGCAAUGGCCGCCCAACAUUUAUUUGUGUUCCAACUGGCACUGUAGUGAAGGAGCAGGGCAGGAUGCUGGUAGAUCUUUCUGAGCAUGGCCAAGAGUAUUUGGCUGUGUUUGGAGGUUCUGGAGGGAAGGGGAACAGGUUCUUUCUAUCUAAUGAGAACCGAGCUCCAGUGACUGCAACCCAAGGAAUUGAAGGUCAGGAGAGAGUUCUUCAUCUAGAGUUGCGCACUAUGGCCCACGCUGGACUGGUUGGGUUUCCAAAUGCUGGAAAAUCAUCUCUACUGAGAGCCAUCUCCAACGCCAGACCUGCUGUGGCCGCUUAUCCUUUCACAACACUCAACCCCCAUGUAGGAAUUGUCAAGUACAGAGAUCAUGAGCAAGUUGCAGUUGCUGACAUCCCAGGCAUCAUUCAAGGAGCGCAUCUAAACCGAGGCCUGGGCAUCUCUUUCCUGCGGCACAUUGAACGUUGCCGAUUUCUCCUCUUUGUUGUGGACUUGUCCUCCCCAGAGCCCUGGACCCAGCUCCAGCACCUGCGGUAUGAACUAGACCAAUAUGAACCCGGUCUCUCUCAACGACCUCAUGCCAUCGUUGCUAACAAAACAGACCUACCCGAAGCCCGGGAAAAGUUACAGACUUUGAAGAGCCGUGUGAGUCAGAGAAUCAUACCUGUGUCAGCUGUCACUGGGCAUAACACAGAGGAGCUCAUUCUACACCUUCGAGAGCUGUAUGACAGCUAUCUCCAAGGAGACGGUGACAUGCAGGGAGGAAAGCCCACAAGAUGGUAAUGAUAAUGGUAAGAAUAAUAUUUAUACAACAUGCUGAAUGCUACAUAAAUGUAUAAAACAGUUUUAAACAUUUUUGCUGUGUGAAUUAAUGCCAUUUAGAAUCCAUGGGUAUUAGUGUAGUGACUCAGGGUCCCUGUGCAGUAUGUUUACAUGUAAACAAUGGCAAAGUGCGCAACAAGCAAAUUAAGAAGAAUAGUGAACAAAACUACAAAUAAUGCAAAUUACUGGUGUUAAUUGGGGCCACAGUGGCUUAGGGGGUAGCGCAGGUUGUCCAGAAACUGAAAGCUUGGUGGUUCAAUCUUCACUUUCUCCACCCGUUGUCGUUGUGUCCAUGGGCAAGACACUCCACCCAAGCCCCCAUGAAUAUUUGGUGGUGGUCAGAUAAGGUCAGUUGAUACAAAGAAAACCAUGUUGACAUACUGGCUCUUAAUUAGAAUUGUGUUAAGUGUGGCUAAUGUUAGUAUAUUAUAGUCAUUAUUAUUGUUCUUCCUCACACUUGUGAGCAGUGCCUAUAAAAUGUUUUUGUGUUUUGUAUGUAUAAGUGUAGUAAAUAGUUAAAAUUCAAGAUUGUAGUUACAAUUUAAGCAUAUUUUCAGGAAAAGUCACAUCAAUAUUUACUGUAGCCAAAGUACCCCUGGUUACCUAAUUUUAAAAGUGAGUUUAAUGAUGCUUUAGGUUUAUGUUAUGUUUUGGCCUACAUAAUCGUCAUUCCGUGCCACAAGAAUUUGUAAAAGUCACACAUAUUAUUGUUUGAUAUCAGUGAAUUUUCCACUGAUUCAUUUUUUAAGGAAUAGUGGAAUAAUACACCACCAAAACAGCAGGGUUCUCGAGCUUUAUUUAUACGAUGUAAUAACAUCAAUCACCACAAGGAGUCAGUGUUUCCUCAGGAUUUAGAUUAAGUCACUUGAACGUUUCUGUUAAGAAAUAAUGAUUUAAUUAAACGUGUUUAAGCUCCACAGUACCAACUAUGUGAAUAAUACGUACGCCCUUGUACACGUUGUAUAUUUCAAUCACACUAUCCAUGCUGCAUUCAUAACUUGUUAAAACCUGCAGUGACCUUAUUAAAGAAACAUUCAGGUUUUCUUUUUUACUACGGCGAAAAGUAUAGGGCCAUAAAUAAAAG